AUAAAAUUAGAAAAAUAAUUCCGUAGUAGAAAUUUUUAUGGUUCAAAAUUAUUGUCAAUAAAUUAUACCAUUUUUAUUUGUUCUUAUUUUCGACUAAUAUGAAAAAUGAGUCGCGUAAGGAACGACGGUUGUGUUCCAUAUUUAAAAUCAGAAGGGACGUUUUUGAAACCCAUUCCCACAAGAGAAGGCUUUGUUCAGGGCAAAAGUUGGUACACAGGAUUAACCCCCUAUGAGCGAUUGUUCUCUCAUCACACAUUAGCCAGUGCAAGACAGUUUGGACCUUUCGUACCACACAAGGGCCUCAUACCCCAAGAUGAUUUGGAUUUUGUAAUGGUAGCAACAUACGACCAUAGUUUUGAUACAUUUCAAGAUAGAGUAGAUACAGUGCUCCAGCCCGAAACUAGAGGAAUAAACACGUGGAGAAGACUACGAAACACAAGAGAUGUCCAACCACCCCGUGAGGCGAGAAUUGCUAGUUCGGAAGAAGCAGCUAAUAGAUACAAUUCGUUCCAUCCAGUAUUAAUAGGUGGUAUAAAAGAAAGAGAGCAUCCCCAUCACAUAAAACUCAUGAAUUCAUCUCACCAUUCACCCCAAACAAUUGCAGGAUAUGUUAGGCAAGAUAGGGACGGUUCCCUAUUCCAAUAUUAAAGUUAUUUUUAACAUUUCUAUCGUCUUGUUUACAAUCUAAAUAAGACAUAUUAAUUGUUAUUAUUAAUUAAGGCACAAAAUGUGAUAAUUGAUUGAAAUUGUU
Messenger RNA from Agrilus planipennis (emerald ash borer), 751 nucleotides. RefSeq lists its product as uncharacterized. The record is from RefSeq and is a predicted model, not a curated record. The transcript is spliced from 3 exons. Bases 106 to 648 code for a protein of 180 amino acids. Lineage: Eukaryota; Metazoa; Arthropoda; Insecta; Coleoptera; Buprestidae.